AUGAACAAUAUCUGGACAGGAGGCGAUGGACCUGUGAAGAAGUUUGGCUUGCAACAUUUCAAUCUAUUGAAAGUGCUUGGAAAAGGAAGCUUCGGAAAGGUCAUGCUUGUCGAGCUAAAAGGAAAGAACGAGUAUUAUGCAAUGAAAUGUCUGAAAAAAGACGUUAUACUAGAAGAUGAUGACACCGAAUGUACUUAUAUAGAACGACGAGUGCUAAUUCUAGCUAGCCAAUGCCCAUUCCUUUGUCAGCUGUUCUGCUCUUUCCAGACAAACGAAUAUUUAUUCUUUGUUAUGGAAUAUUUGAAUGGUGGUGAUUUGAUGCAUCAUAUUCAACAAGUGAAGAAAUUCGACGAGAAUCGAACUCGGUUCUAUGCUUGCGAGAUUAUCGUUGCCCUGCAAUUUUUACACGCAAAUAAUAUUAUUUAUCGAGAUUUGAAGCUGGACAACAUCCUGCUCGACUCUGAAGGACAUGUGAAAUUGGCCGACUUUGGCAUGGCUAAGACCGAGAUGAACCGUGAGAAUGGUAUGGCAUCGACAUUUUGCGGAACUCCUGACUACAUCAGCCCUGAGGUGAGAUUAGCGCAAAAUUUUCCUGUAGAUUUCUGGUCAUUUGGCGUUUUGAUGUACGAAAUGUUAGUCGGACAAUCACCAUUCCAUGGUGAAGGUGAAGAUGAGCUCUUUGAUUCAAUCCUUAGCGAUCGCCCUUACUUCCCGAAGACCAUUUCGAAAGAAGCGGCGAAAUGUUUGAGUGCUCUAUUCGAUCGUAAUCCGAACACUCGACUAGGGAUGCCCGAAUGUCCGGACGGACCAAUUAGGCAACAUUCAUUCUUCCGUGGUGUCGACUGGAAACGAUUCGAGACACGACAAGUCCCACCACCUUUCAAGCCCAAUAUUGUGAGUUUGCGGAAAUUUUACUUGGUUAGAAAACUAAAGAAUCUUAAUUUUACCAAGUAUGUUUGCGUACAUAACAUUGCUUUCUUUCAAGAGGAUUAG
Molecule: messenger RNA, 993 nt
Organism: Cylicostephanus goldi
Lineage: Eukaryota; Metazoa; Nematoda; Chromadorea; Rhabditida; Strongylidae
Source: the annotation of a GenBank genome assembly